UGACCGGGGAGGGGACGGUCGCGCGGCGCUGCGUCUCCGUGGGCCCGGUCCGGCGGCGCAGAGGGGAGUGGGAGGAUCCAUCAUGGCGUCCAUGCAGAAACGAUUACAAAAAGAACUAUUGGCAUUGCAAAAUGAUCCACCUCCAGGAAUGACUCUAAAUGAAAAGAGUGUACAAAAUUCAAUUACACAGUGGAUUGUAGACAUGGAAGGUGCUCCAGGAACACUAUAUGAAGGGGAAAAAUUUCAGCUUCUAUUUAAGUUCAGUAGUCGGUAUCCUUUUGACUCGCCUCAGGUCAUGUUUACUGGAGACAAUAUUCCUGUUCAUCCUCAUGUUUAUAGCAAUGGUCAUAUCUGUUUAUCCAUUCUAACAGAAGACUGGUCUCCAGCUCUCUCAGUGCAAUCUGUUUGUCUUAGCAUUAUUAGCAUGCUUUCCAGCUGCAAAGAAAAGAGGCGACCUCCAGAUAACUCAUUUUAUGUAAGAACGUGUAACAAGAAUCCAAAGAAAACAAAAUGGUGGUAUCAUGGUAAGUAUUUAACUAGGACCAGGAAUCUUGUUUACUUUUUUUUUUCCCCAGGCUGAAGGCAAUUAAAAUGUAGGGAAGUAGGAUAAAUGCAUUCAAAGCCUUAAACUCUUCUUUUAAAUCUCCAAAGUUAUUAAAAUCCCAUUUCUGAGAUAUUCUGCUGCGAUUUUUUUUUUUUGUAUUACAUUUCAGUAAUUCCUAAUGGAAAUUUAACAGCACAGAUGUAUAGGUUUUAAAUUUUAGGAUCGAAUUUGAAAGAAAGUUCUUGUAAACUGUGUUAGUCCAUGACAAGUUUUAAGUUUUGGGUUGGGGAAGGUACAUGAUGAAACUAGGUUUAGUUCUCAAACCAGGUUGGUUUUGUUGGUUUUUUGUUUGUUUGUUUGUUUGUUUGUUGUUAAUGCUUUAAGAGCUUUUAUGGCAAUUAAAUGGUGCCCGUAUGUUUGUAAACAGCUAUGUGAUUUAAUAAUUUCCACUGCUAAUCAGAAUUCCAGUGUGGGACAGUUGGCUGACUUAGAGGCUCUUAGGAGCUAAUAGUCAAUAAUAUAGUAAUAAGAUUCUACAUGUACAUGAUAAAAAAAAACAUACUAAAAUUGCUAUGUAUAGUGUUCUAAUGUCUGCAGUGCUAGUAUUGUGUUGGUUUGGUUUAUGGGUUUUUUUGGUGUUUGUUUUGGUGUUGGGGUUUUGUUUUGUUUUCUUUCUCCUUUUUCCAUGUGCUCUCUGUCUUUAUGCUCUUUGUUCUGUCCCAAAAUUUCUCAUCCUCUUCCCAGAGCUGGGGUUAGGUGUAUGUGCUUGUCUUAUCCACUCCAUUGAUGAGGAAAGAAAGGAGGAGGGGAUAGAGACGGGCUAUACUUCUUGGCCAACACUUUCUUUGCUUUCCCUAGGAAAAUACUGUACAAAUGAGGUUAUUGGGAGCCCACGUAUUUUGGGAAGGGGUGUGUUAGAGCAGGUAAUGCUGUAUGCUAGGGUGGUGCAGGAGGUGUUGAUCCCAUCACUACCUUUCACUGAAGGCUCACAAAUAAGACAUCCUCUUAUUUUUUCACUGCCUCCCCACCCCAGGACAUGUUUUGUCCCCUGUCUGAAAUGAGACCAGGUAUUUUGAGACAGUGGGAGUUAACGACUGGAAAGGCAAACACCAAAGCCUUCACCCUUAGAUUCUUAAAAGCCUAUGGAUGCCUUAACAAGAAAAACUUGCGAGUUUCAUAAUGCUUGCUGUGACCCUUGUGGUUUUGAUAUAUGGUAAUGUAACAGAAUGAAACUCAGUUUCCCAUAAUACUCUAAUAGUAUCUCUAAAACAAGGUGACUUCAAUUACAGUAAGAGGAGUGUGUAUGUCGUGGGAUUAAGAGGUAUUUAAGAAAAGUCAGGAUUAUUUACCAUCUGGUUGUACAUUAUGUUGUUUUUAAAACUGACUCCAAGAACAACAAGCCUGUUGCCCACAAGGCUCCGUUUAUCAUCUGUACCACAUUAUUCAGUAGUCACUUUCUCUUCUCUGCUUUGGUUUUGUUUGGUUUUUUUGGUUUUUUUUUUGGUUUUUUUUCACUCUUGUAAUGUGUUUGGUGCUUUUCCAUUUCUGGUUUUGCCUCCUCUUUAUUGGCAAUUUUGAGCGAGUUUUUAUUAACUAGUUUUAUUUUCAUUUGCUAGUUAUUUUAAAAGAGAAACAAGUAAAGUUUCAUUUAUUUGCUUUACUUUGUGAUUAAAAUAUGUCUUUAUUUUGUACGAGACUUGUUUUGAUUCAGGAUUGAAGGCUAUCAAGGAGAACAGUCUGCAGAUCCUACUAUGAUUUCUUAUUCAUAAAAGUCAAUUUGAGUUAAACAAACAAAAGCCAAAUGAGAAUGACAAAGAAAUGUGGGUUAUCUGACUCUGAAAGUUGCUAUAUUUUUGUGGCUCAAAGCCAUUAGGCUGCUUAUGGUCCAUUGAAUAAGUCAUUUAAUUACUUUGAAGUAACUACAAUGCCCGUUUUCUGGAAGUCAGAAAACCUACCCCCCCCAAAUUCAGAGCAACCUAAAAACCAACCUGAGGCAAGAAAAAGCAAGUCAGUUCAUUUAAAUAACUUGUACUGGUUUGCUUCAUAGUAUUUUCAUUUGUUGUUUAACUUCCUUUUGAAGCACUAAUUGCAAAGGAGGUCAUGAUUAAAGGUUAAUGGGGCUUUUCCCCCUGCCAUUAAAUUCUUAAUUAAAAAUUAAAACAUGCCCGAUGACCAUUGGACAAAAAAUUUCUUAAAUGCUAGAGAGUUUUUCCUUCAAGUUUUGUGUGUCACUUGCUCUUUCUCUGUUACGAGUACUUACGUUUCUCUUCUGAAAACAAGACUGCCAAGGCAUGAUCUUUACAUUGUCAAUGUUUUCUUAGUGGGUUUGAAGAAAUGGUGGGUUACGCUAAAAUGGGAAGUGUAGCUUGCCAGCUAGUUUUAACCAUCUCUCUCUGGCAAAGAACUGUCUUCAACACUAUGUACACCUGAAAAGGUUUACAAGCCCUUGGAAAAGGUGAUUCUGUCAUCUUAAUUUUCUGCUUCUGCUUCAACCGAAGGGUCGCAUAUCUAAUCUUGUGGUUCAACCACUUCGGGCUGGAUAAAUUAGGAGAGAAAACCCAAUCCAAACUGAGAAAGAAAACCAGCUAUCCAAGGGUGACCACUGGAUGAAAUAAAUGCCAGUGCUGGUGCAAAAACAUGAGAAGGGAGAUGCAGGCUGGUUCUGCCCCUUCUGUUGUCAGCUAACCAUUGGACUGGCGUAGCUUUAACGUGAAAUUGAACCCCUGUGUUUUGAAGAGGAAGGAGGAAGAAUGUAGUCACUUUUAGUGUAUGCAUUUGAAGGAUUUCUUUCUUUCUUUAUUUUUCCAGUAGGUGCCUGGACUUUUUUUAACUGAGAGCAAGUAGUGCAUGGCUGGGAGCUGAUGUAAAGGAAACAGAUAUGAACACAGAGACAAAGUAGCAGUGUGAGAUACAUUCUGAUGUGUAAACAUGUCUCUGUGCAUUUAGCUUAUUACAGUUUGUAAUCUCUCAUUUCAUCCCUGCCCUAACAAAGCAACUUAACUCCAUAAGCAGAGUUAUGGAGCCUUGUUUGCUACAAACUGAUGUCUUUGUUUCAAAACUCCUGAUCUUUGGUAACUAAAUACAUUUCUAGAUUGAUUGCCCUACCCAACACCUGCUUCAAGUGUACAUUGAAUUUCUUUUUAAAUUUCGUCUCAGAGUUGAUCAUAUUUUGUUAAAGACAGAGGAAGAUCUUCCAGAUACAGUUCACUUAGGCAUCCAGGCUGAAGUUGGUUUCACAAAGCUGUUGCCUGGCUUUGGUGUCGGGAAGUUGAUUUUUGUGAAAAGAGGGCAAUGGUGUUUGUUUUCAACCAGCACCUCCCUACUGCUUUUGGGUUUGUUUUGUUUACGUAGAAAGUGUUUUCUCUGGUAUUUGGCCUAAAUUUUUAGUACACAGUUGAAAUACCGCUUCUGUCUCUCUGCAUACUGUCCAGUCUUUUUUACAUCUACAGUACCCUACUACUAAAAUGAGGAGUUUUUUUACAUGUAAUAUUAUUUAUGACAUAAUGUUUUCCAGUGAAAAUGUAGAAUUGUUCACGGCUACUUUAUACAUGCUAAAUCUGUAAACAGUAAAAAUACUGCUUAUGAGACUACAUUUUCUACGUGUGUGAGGUUACAAGUGCAUUAAAAAUAGACAGUAAGUUUGCUUUUUGUUAACAAGCUUAAUAUUUACUGUUGCCAUAUGCAAAUAUACUGCAGGUUGAUGUGUGGAAGAGAAAUACUUUAGUAUUGAGCAUAAUUCAGAAAAGAUUGCCAUCGAUUACACUUUUUUGUAAUGUUCUGCGCAAUUAUAGUAUCUUAAAUUUAGGAAUGCAAGUUAUUUUCAGGUUUAAGAUUUUAGAAUCAUAGUAGAAACCUAUUAUUUUUGCAUAAUUCUGACAGCUAUAACUUGAUCUUGAGAAAUAAAUGUACAUACAUAUAUAUGAAUACAUAUAUAUCUCUAUAAUGAAUGCAUCAGGCGCCCACUCUGCCAGCUCUUAUCACUAUCUAUUCCUUAAAACAGGGUUUCUCAGUUUGAUAACUGAUGUGGACCUGCUGUACUUCAGGGGUGCAAAAUGUUAAGUGUAUUUGGUCUUUUCAUUUUCCCGAUGACUGGCUUUCCAAAUAUAGAGUAUGGAAAUAACUGUCCUUUUAAUGGAAUACUUGCCAAUACUAAUGUGCCUGGGAGUGUAUGUGUAUUUUUGGAAGUUUUAUGUUUAAUA
This is a messenger RNA of Strigops habroptila (Kakapo), 4743 nucleotides long. It is a transcript of the gene UBE2W, whose product is annotated as ubiquitin conjugating enzyme E2 W. Bases 83 to 580 code for a protein of 165 amino acids. The transcript has 5 exons. NCBI's taxonomy places the organism in Eukaryota, Metazoa, Chordata, Aves, Psittaciformes, Psittacidae. The record is from RefSeq and is a predicted model, not a curated record.